Rhodotorula toruloides NP11 is the source of this 2982-nucleotide messenger RNA. Its product is annotated as protein of inositol phosphatase family. The record is from RefSeq and is a predicted model, not a curated record. NCBI's taxonomy places the organism in Eukaryota, Fungi, Basidiomycota, Microbotryomycetes, Sporidiobolales, Sporidiobolaceae. The transcript has 8 exons. The coding region runs from base 1 to 2982 and encodes 993 amino acids. Gene Ontology annotation, biological process: phosphatidylinositol dephosphorylation. Gene Ontology annotation, cellular component: endoplasmic reticulum. Gene Ontology annotation, molecular function: phosphatidylinositol-4-phosphate phosphatase activity.
AUGGCCAACGCCGCGCCCGGCAGCUGGUCACGCCCCAACGCUCGCACUGUCCCGCCAGCUGUGUCUGCUCCGCCUCUCGCCCUGCUCCACCGCCGUCUCGCCAUUCACCCUGACCCCGCUCGAGGACUCGUCGUCAGGCCGUACGAUGCUUCGUUUCGCGGCUUGUGGGAGGGGCAGGCUGUGAGGAUACCGUAUGGGUCUACUAAGCCGGAGAAGACGCAGUGGAAGGAGGAGCAGGACGUCCCGGGCAUCGAGGUGGACUGCGUCGCGGGCCUCCUCGUCGGUUUCCAAGAUUCCUUUCUGAUCGUCGUCACCGACUCGACCGUCACCGCAACUCUCCCCGACCUCCAGAACCCUCAUUCGCGACCCAAGAUCCUCUCCGCCAAUUCGCUCCUCGCCAUCCCUCUCGGCUCGUACGAUGCCGCGCGGACAGUCAUUAUGCGGCACUUGUCGAAGCAGGCUGCGCGGCGGAAACGCUCGGCGUCGGUCGCUUCGACUGCUUCGGCGACGAGUCUCGCAAUGGGAGGAGGAGCGACGAGCGCAGAGGAGGAUACGAGCGAGGACGAGAGUUCGGCGGACGAGGCAGACGCUGCGCCCAUCGUCCUGCCGCAGUCGGGCGAGAAGGCCAAGAGGCCGUUCUGGCAGCGGACUUUCCCGCGCGGGUUUGGCAAGAAGGCUCCUCCCGCUCCUCCUGCAGCUGCGGCGGCAGCAGAGACCCUGGCCGAGAAGGUGGACGACCCGAACACCGCCUCUCCGCCGAACGCGACCGACGCAUCCGACCUCCCCGCCGUCGCAGCGGCAGCGACUGAGCCAUCCUCAACAGGAACAGGCGCAUCGACCCCUCCCGACGACGAAGAAGUGCGCGAGUCGCAGCGCGAACUCGACGAGAAACUUGUCGCAGAGUGUUUGCGCGUCUUCACCGGUCUGUACUUCUCCUUCGAUACGGACAUUACACGUGGGCUGCAGGCGAAGCAUGAGCGAAGGAACGACGGACUCAAGCAUUUGCCGCUGUGGAGGUCGGCCGACAAGCGCUUCUGGUUCAAUCAGCACCUCGUUGCGCCGUUCGUGCAGGCAGGUCUCCACUCUUACAUUGUCGUCAUGAUGCAAGGCUUUGCGCAGCACCUCUCCGUCGCCCUCCCCCUCCAGCCCUACCGCACCCUGACCUCCGUCGACCCUUCCUCACCCGCCUCCGUCGAUCUCGACCUCACCCUCAUCUCCCGACGCUCAACCGAGCGACCCGGCCUGCGCUACCAACGCCGCGGCAUCGACUCGUCCGGUUCCGUCGCCAACUUUGUCGAGACAGAGUUCAUCGUCGAGUGUGUCCGCGAGGGCACGAGGCACGUCGACUCGUUCGUGCAGGUUCGGGGUUCGAUCCCGCUGUACUGGUCGCAGAGCCCUUGGGCGCUCAAGCCUCCGCCUGUGCUUGAGCGGACGGAGGAGGAGAGCAGGAAGGCGAUGCGGAAACACCUUGAGGGGCUGAAGGCGAAGUAUGGACGGCUUGUGCUGGUCAACCUGGCGGAGACAACGGGCAAGGAGGAAACGGUCGUCAACGCGUAUGGCGAAGGCGUCAAGAGCUUGGGCGUCGACGAGGAGGAGAUGCGCUACGUCAGCUUCGACUUCCACAAGGAGACGAAAGGCUUCAACUAUGCCCGGAUCUCAAACCUAAUCGAGGACAUCAAGCACGACCUCGAGGAAAUGCAAACUUUCUGGACGACCCCUGAGGACGUCUACUCGAUGCAGAAGGGCGCGUGUCGGGUCAACUGCAUCGACUCGCUCGACCGCACUAACGUCGUCGAGUCCGCCAUUGCCCGCUGGGUCCUCAAUCAGCACCUCGUCCACCUCGGUAUUACCUCCGGCGAGGAAAAAGGCAUGCACGAUGACUUGGACUUUGCGUUCAAUGCGCUCUGGGCGGACAACGGAGACGCCAUCUCGCGCGAGUAUGCCGGCACGAGUGCGCUCAAGGGCGACUUCACGCGGACGGGAAAGCGGAAUUGGCGAGGGGCGAUGAACGAUGCCAGCAACUCGGUUGCCCGCCUGCUCCAAUCGACCGUCACCGACUUCUUCAAGCAGGCUGCGCUCGACUACAUGCUCGGCGUCAACCUCAACGCGUUCCAGGAAUUCGCCGAACGACUCGAGACGUCCGACCCGGGCGAGAUCAUCCGGCUUGCGCAGAUUCGGCAGGAGGCGCUCGAGACGGCGACGCGGGAGGUAAUGGAGGAGGGUGAGCACAGGGUAGCGGCGUGUACGCUGUUGUCUCCGACGGAGGAGGACACGGUGAGGCCGGCGAAGGGCGGCAAGUACGAAGAGAAGGUCUUGAUCCUCUCGGACAAGGCGGUCUACAUCGUCUCGUACGAGUUCUCGCUGCAGAAGGUCACCAGCUUCACCCGCAUCCCGACAGGCGACAUCCUCGGCCUCCAAGCCGGUGUCUACAUCAUCUCUUCCCUCGACGCUUCCGCCCGCGACCCGCUGGAGAACUACGGCUUCAUCAUUCGCUACCGCGCGAAGGACGCGACUGAGCGGGUACGGACUUACUCGCUGCGCACCAGCUCUCCGAGGAAAUCGCCUGCGAAGGGGACGUCCAGCUCUGCGUCGUCGCGACCCUUGACACCUCUGAAGCUCCCCUUCCCAAUCGGCAAGACGACUCCCGCCGCUGCCGCUCCAGCAACCGACCCUUCCGAAGGCGAGACUCACUUUGUUGCCUUCAAGGCUCUGCGAAGAGAUGCGGUCAAGGUCGCUUGCGAGGACGGGUCGAGCGAGAUCAUCGAUCGGCGAGCGGGCGACGACAUAGAGGGCAAGACCGCUAAGGAUGUCGUGUGGAGUAUCGUGAGGUGUUUGAAGGAGGAGUGCGAGAAGGUUGGAGCGGUUGGAGAAGGCGACGACUGGCUCGUCGAGAAGGACAUUAUCAGCCUCGCCGAGAGCAAGGCGCAGACCUCGAUCGUCGACAAGCUCUCGCACUCACUGUACAAAGCUAUCUGGGCUUGA